Anoplophora glabripennis (Asian longhorned beetle) is the source of this 1597-nucleotide messenger RNA. It is a transcript of the gene ND-51, whose product is annotated as NADH dehydrogenase [ubiquinone] flavoprotein 1, mitochondrial. The transcript is spliced from 7 exons. Gene Ontology annotation, molecular function: NADH dehydrogenase (ubiquinone) activity; 4 iron, 4 sulfur cluster binding; NAD binding. The coding region runs from base 54 to 1490 and encodes 478 amino acids. The record is from RefSeq and is a predicted model, not a curated record. Gene Ontology annotation, biological process: mitochondrial electron transport, NADH to ubiquinone. Lineage: Eukaryota; Metazoa; Arthropoda; Insecta; Coleoptera; Cerambycidae.
CAACAUCCAACAGAGUAACUAAAUAUCCCUAUACUAAUGACGUUCGUCUGUCAAUGUCAAAAAUGGCAGGAGCUCUGGUGCGGAUAACAAAUUUUGCAAAAAAUCAGCUCGGAGCUUUUGCCCCAGUUAUUAGCAAUGGGCAGAUCGCCCUUUAUUCUGGCCCUCCUCCUGGACCACCACCACAGACAAAGACAAAAUUUGGUCCUUUGACUGACGAAGACAGAGUUUUCACAAACUUAUAUGGCAGACACGACUGGAGGCUGAAGGGUGCUAUUAAACGUGGCGAUUGGUACAAAACUAAGGAAAUUUUGUUGAAAGGCUCAGACUGGAUAAUAAACGAACUUAAAGUGUCUGGCCUUAGAGGCAGAGGAGGGGCUGGUUUUCCCACUGGGAUGAAGUGGUCCUUCAUGAAUAGACCUGGUGAUGGACGACCCAGAUAUCUGGUAGUAAAUGCCGACGAGGGAGAACCAGGCACUUGCAAAGACAGAGAAAUUAUGCGACAUGAUCCACAUAAGCUUGUCGAAGGUUGCCUCAUCGCUGGUAGGGCCAUUGGAGCUAAGGCGGCAUAUAUUUACAUCAGAGGAGAAUUCUAUAACGAGGCAUCCAAUAUGCAAGUUGCAAUAGCUGAGGCGUAUCAAGCUGGGUUCUUAGGCAAGAAUGCAUGUGGUUCUGGCUACGAUUUCGAUGUGUUCAUGCACAGAGGCGCCGGGGCCUAUAUUUGUGGUGAAGAAACAGCUCUUAUUGAGUCGAUCGAAGGAAAGCAGGGAAAGCCCAGAUUAAAACCACCAUUCCCUGCCGAUGUUGGCGUUUUCGGUUGUCCCACAACUGUAAACAAUGUCGAAACCAUUGCUGUGUCUCCAACAAUAUGUCGCAGAAGUGGUGCCUGGUUCGCUUCCUUCGGAAGAACUCGAAACUCGGGAACGAAACUCUUCAACAUUUCAGGGCAUGUCAACAGGCCUUGCACCGUGGAAGAAGAAAUGAGCAUCCCUUUGAAAGAACUUAUCCAAAUACACGCUGGCGAUGUAAAAGGAGGAUGGGAUAACCUUUUAGCUAUUAUUCCCGGCGGUUCGUCCACACCGUUAAUCCCCAAAAAGGUUUGCGAGGAUGCCAUAAUGGAUUUCGACGGACUUGUAGCUUGCCAGACCAGUUUAGGUACAGCCGCCAUCAUCGUCAUGGACAAAAGCACCGAUAUCGUCAGAGCAAUCGCCAGAUUGAUCAUGUUCUACAAACACGAGUCUUGCGGGCAAUGUACUCCCUGCAGGGAAGGUGUCAACUGGAUGAACAAAAUAAUAUACAGAUUCGUUGAUGGAAACGCUAAACCCGAAGAAAUUGAUAUGCUGUGGGAAAUAAGCAAGCAAGUUGAAGGCCACUCCAUCUGCGCUUUGGCUGAUGGCGCUGCGUGGCCCGUUCAAGGUCUUAUUAGGCAUUUCAGGCCUGAACUGGAAGAGAGGAUGAAGAAACAUCAAGGGAAGGAGAGAGCAUCGUGUUGAUCAAUAAAAUAAUUUAUAAUAUGAACUGUUAACUUGACCUAUUGUGAUUUUACGAUUUUCUAGUAAAUGAGAAACUAGGUAUAAUUAAAGAAUGGUUUUUAAAAGUU